Molecule: messenger RNA, 3604 nt
Organism: Syngnathus typhle (broad-nosed pipefish)
Lineage: Eukaryota; Metazoa; Chordata; Actinopteri; Syngnathiformes; Syngnathidae
Product: 5,6-dihydroxyindole-2-carboxylic acid oxidase-like
Exons: 7
Coding region: 1261-2829 (522 amino acids)
Biological process (GO): melanosome organization; melanocyte differentiation
Cellular component (GO): melanosome
Molecular function (GO): oxidoreductase activity
Source: RefSeq, a predicted model, not a curated record
UUUAUUUAUUUAUUUGUUUGUUUGUUUGUUUGUUUGUUUGUUUGUUUGUUUGUUUGUUUGUUUGUUUGUUUGUUUGUUUGCUUGCUUGCUUGCUUGCUUGUUUGUUGUUUCUGGAUUUACACUCACUGCUAUUUCAAACUGUUAUAUUUUCUUCCAACUUUCCGAAGGCCCUAAAAAGUUCAACCUGAUUUUACCUGAUAAUUUUCUCAUCCUCAGAUGUGAUUUCACGUGUAUAUGUAAUUUUUGUAUAGAAAUAAAAUCCGUAAAAAGAAUGUGAUGCCUUGUGUACAUACACACCCCCGGACCUUCAAUUCUUUGAGCAAACCAUAUCCAUUUAUUUAUUUAUAUUUUGAUUUAACUUUCUUAUUCCAUUAACAGAUAAUAUUGAUAUACAGGUUUCAUUUCAUUCUUUUUGGUUCCCAUCCACGCGAUCAGUGACGCACUCUCGGCCAUCCACGUUUUCAUCACAUGUGUGCUUUAGCCCAUCCAUGUGUGCCAAGAAACCUAAGGCGGUGGGUUGGGGUAGUCAUGUGAGGCGAUGUGACUCGACCUUUGUGGAUAAUCCUUGCCUUUGAUUGUUAAAAAAAAAAAAAAAAGGUUGAGUGCAGUGCUUCAUAUGACCCUUUUUUUAUUCCACCCAAGUUAUGUCUCUUUGGAAGAAACGCUAUUCAAAAGCCUCUUUUCAACUUAAACUAACCUUCAUGUUAAGAGUCCACUUGCAGUACAUACUAAAAGGGAAUUUGAAGAGCAUUGUAGCUUUAAACUACUUUGUAAAUAACAUGUACAAUAGUAAAAGAAUCUUUUCCAUGAGCAUUUUCUAUUUUCUAAAACGAAAUGUGCUUAUAAUGUACACUUGAAUGGAACUCACUGAAACCUUCUUGCCUUAAAGGGAAAUCAGAAGUAGUGACUGAGUCUUGUCUUUUGCUAAGGUCAAAGUAACAGUUACAAAAUGUAGUGUAAAAGGAAAAGGUAAAAGGAGUAGAAUGUUAACAUUUCAUUUUUCAGAGAAACAAGUGCACGUAUUUGCGUACAUCGCUUUGAAAUAGACUUGUGACUUUUGCUUCCUUUCACUGCCACAAAAAAAAAACAAAAAAGGGAGUACUCUACGUUGUUGGUAUGUGUGAUCGAGUCACGCGGGCUGGGGCACCAAAAAUCCGGGUAGUCAUGUGCUAAUCUGCUGCAGUAUAAAAUCGCUUCACUUGUUUGGGGGGCUGGCAAAAAGGAUCUCGGGAGCAGCCGGGCGCCACUCAAUCGGACGCAAUGUGGCGGUGCUGCUGUUUCCUGGUCGCGCUGGGCUCGCUUCUGGUGGGCGCCCAAUUCCCCAGAGAGUGCGUGACCCCUGAGGGACUCCGGAGCGCCCAGUGCUGCCCGUCCCCGCCGGGCCUCGAUGCCGACCCGUGCGGCUUCGCAGCGGGCCGCGGCCAGUGCGUGUCCGUCGCGGCGGACGCGCGCCCCCACGGCCCUCAGUACCCGCACGACGGGCGGGACGACCGCGAGCGUUGGCCGGUCCGCUUCUUCACCCGGGCGUGCCGCUGUAACGGUAAUUUCAGCGGCUACAACUGCGGACGAUGCAGACACGGCUGGACCGGGGUCAACUGUGACCUCAGAGCGUCUGUGGUGAGGAGAAACGUGAUGCAGCUCAGUGCCGCGGAGAAGCGAGGCUUUGUCAACGCGCUGGACCAGGCCAAGCGCACAGUGCACCCAGACCUGGUGAUCGCCACCCGGCGCUACGCCGAGAUCCUCGACCCCGACAGCAACAGCACACGCUUUGAGAACAUCACCAUCUACAACUACUUUGUGUGGAGCCAUUACUACUCCGUCGGCAAGACCUUCCUGGGCGCUGGCCAGCCCAGUUUCGGAGGGGUGGAUUUCUCCCAUGAGGGUCCCGGGUUUGUCACUUGGCAUCGCUACCACCUGCUCCAACUGGAGCGAGAUAUGCAAGACAUGCUGCAAGAGCCUACGUUCGCCCUGCCCUACUGGAACUUUGCCAUCGGUGGCAGCACGUGCGACAUCUGCACGGACGACCUGAUGGGAGCCCGGAGCAGCUUUGACGCCGACUCGCUCAGCUCCAACUCCAUCUUCUCCCAGUGGAGGGUCAUCUGCGAGAGCGUGGCCGACUACGACACGCUGGGAACCAUCUGCAACAACACCGAGACGUCUCCGAUAAGAAGGAACCCGGCGGGCAACGUCAACAGGCCGAUGGUCCAGCGUCUCCCAGAACCUCAGGACGUGGCCGACUGUCUGCAAGUCAGCACUUUUGAUACGGCGCCGUUCUAUUCCACCUCCUCAGAAAGCUUUAGAAACACCAUUGAAGGCUAUAGCGCCCCCAAGGGGAACUACGACCCCGCAGUCAGGAGUCUCCAUAACCUUGCCCACCUCUUCCUCAACGGCACCGGGGGCCAAACCCACCUUUCACCCAACGACCCCAUCUUCGUUUUGCUCCACACCUACACCGAUGCCAUCUUCGAUGAGUGGCUGCGGAGACACACCCCAGGGUCAGCUGUGUAUCCUGACCAAAAUGCCCCGAUUGGUCACAAUCGGGAUUACAACAUGGUUCCAUUUUGGCCACCUGUGACCAACGCUGAAAUGUUUGUGACCGCCCCCGAAAACCUCGGGUACUCUUACGAAGCCCAAUGGCCAGGUCAACCUUUCACACUGACUGAAAUGAUCACAAUGGGCAUCAUCGUUGCCCUGGUGGUCGUCGGUGCCGUCUUCGUGGCCACCACCUGUGCUGUGCGCGCCAGGUCCCGCAAGAUGGAGGGAUUCCAGCCGCUGCUCGGGGAUCAGUACCAACGAUACGACGACGUCAAAAGCCAGUCGGUUGUCUGAGCUCACCCGCGUGCCUCCAUUGUAAUCUGAUUUUAGCUUUAAAACCACCUCUCGAUUCAGAAUGCAGCAGGCUCAUUCGGCCUUUGCAGAACCAAAGUUACAACAUUAUGGCAUUCCCAUGAAUUCAAGAUUACUGUUAUCUUAGAAUAACAAGACUUGAGUAAAAAUAAAAAAAGAGCCCUCCAAAUAAUUACUUGAGUAAUGUUACCUUUAAAACAAACUACUCAAGUAAUGAGUAGCUGGUAACGUUUUUAGUUUUUCCUCAUUCAGCCAAGUAGACAAAAAUAGCAAAAGGAAUGUGCAAAGGUUUAGAUGAUUGCUUUAAUAAAUAUUUAUAAAAUCACCAAAAUUAAGGCAGAUAAAUAUUUAUAUAAUAACCAAAAGUAAGGCAACAUUUGUCAUGUUAGGUGAUGAACCAGCAUUUUUUUAAAAGUUUAGCUAAGUCGAAAUGAAUUGAAUGCGUAGAUAGUUUUUUUUAAUAACAAACAUAUGCAGAUUUAAUUUUGCGUGGCAAACUGGCGACAAAUUUAUCAAACCUUGGUAAUGGCGCUUUUCAGCCCGCAGGGGCCGCCAUAGCCCCGCAAGUACAACUUAUAAAGACCAACAUAAAAAGGAGAUGCGUUCAAUGACCCUGAUAAAUGCAAACUAAAUUAUUGUGGGCUGUUUUUGUAUGUUUUUAUAGCUCUGGAAUUCCCCCUAAAAUGUUUUCUAUCCCUCUCUCUUGCUGACUAAAUUACAUUUCAAAUACAACAAAUAAAAUGUGUUUUAAGAAGUU